AUGGCGCCUGCAGUACUGAUCGGUGAGUUGAGCGACACCGCCGCCGAUGGAUUCUCCAAGGCCGACACUACAUCCAAACCACUCAAGUCUUCAAAGUCACCGCUGCCGGAGGUGAUGGAGCUGGACAGUGCCUCGGCGACGGUUGAGGAUGUUGUCGCCGCACUCAAAGUCGCCGGUGGAGUCAUCGUGCGCAACUUUCUACGUUCAGAGGAGGUAAACCGCAUACUGGAAGACGUCAAUCCAUACCUGGAAGCGGACAAGCCUUGGGAUGGAGACUUCUUCCCACCGGAAACUCGCCGAGCUUUUGGCAUGAUGGGCAAGUCCCGCACGUUUGCCACGUCGAUCGUCGGAAGUCCCCUUUGGCUGGGCGUCACCGAUGCGCUGCUCACGAGCCACAGCAAAUACAACUGGGUCGGCGACAACAACGAAGAGAGCAUCAGUGCCCCCCAAGUCCACAACACCAUCGUCUUCCGUAUCGGACCUGGUGCAAGAGCUCAAGCCCUCCAUCGCGACGACGGCCCUCAUUACCCAGACCAUCGUGCUGUCCCCGAACACGUUCUCGGAAGAGACAGUGGCAUUGGGCUGUUCGUGGCAGGUACCAAGGCCACCAAAGCCAACGGUGCCACUCGUUUUAUUCCCGGGUCGCAUCUGUGGGAUUACCGAGAAGGUCCGCCGAGGGAAGACCAGAUCGUCCAACCGGAACUCAAUCCAGGCGACGCUUUCAUGAUGCUGUCGGGGUGCUUCCACGGAGGGUCGGCCAACACGACAGAGGACGAAUAUCGCAUUCUUCUCUCGACAUUCAGUACCAGGGGUUGGCUGCGGCAAGAAGAGAAUCAAUAUCUGUCGAACAGCAUUGAGUCGAUCAAGGACCUCCCUCCAGCCCUUCAAGAGCGCAUGGGGUAUGGUUUGAGUCGACCAUUUCUGGGAUGGGUAGAACUCAAAAGCCCCAUGUUGUUGCUCCAUCCAGAGUCUUCAAAACAUCAGAAGGAUCUCUGGGGAUCGUAG
This is a messenger RNA of Exophiala spinifera, 1005 nucleotides long. RefSeq lists its product as uncharacterized. The record is from RefSeq and is a predicted model, not a curated record. The coding region runs from base 1 to 1005 and encodes 334 amino acids. The transcript has 4 exons. Lineage: Eukaryota; Fungi; Ascomycota; Eurotiomycetes; Chaetothyriales; Herpotrichiellaceae.